Pygocentrus nattereri (red-bellied piranha) is the source of this 1658-nucleotide messenger RNA. Its product is annotated as microfibril-associated glycoprotein 4-like. Bases 102 to 824 code for a protein of 240 amino acids. The record is from RefSeq and is a predicted model, not a curated record. Gene Ontology annotation, biological process: elastic fiber assembly. NCBI's taxonomy places the organism in Eukaryota, Metazoa, Chordata, Actinopteri, Characiformes, Serrasalmidae. The transcript is spliced from 5 exons.
GUUAUUACAUUGCUCUGAUAAGCCACUACUUAUUAACCAAGAGAAGACACACAAAGUAAAAUCUCUGGUCUUCACAAGAGGCUCUGUGAUCAGCUACAACAAUGAAGAUAAUACUGGGGAUCUUAUGGAUGUCCAUGCUGGUCCAGUCUAAAAGCCUGAUGUUCCAGCCUCUAGACUGUGCAGAUAUCUAUAACGACAGUUCUUUUACCAGUGGAGUGUAUCUGAUCUAUCCUGCCGGCCCCAACUCUGGCCACUAUGUAUACUGUGACAUGGAGACUGAUGGAGGAAAAUGGACAGUGUUCCAGAGAAGAAUGGAUGGUACAGUGAACUUCUACAGAGGAUGGGAUCACUACAAGAACGGGUUCGGGCAUGCAGCUGGAGAAUACUGGCUGGGACUUGAAACGAUCCAUCUUCUUACCCUGAAGAAGAACUACGAGCUGAGGGUGGAUAUGGAGGACUUUGAAGGAACAAAGGUCUACGCUAAUUACACAUCCUUUGGUAUCUCUCUAAUGGCUGUCAAUGCAGAGAUGGAUGGCUACACACUUCAUGUAGAUGGUUUUCAAGAUGGAGGUGCAGGGGAUUCAUUAUCUUACCACAGUGGAUCAAAGUUCUCCACCUUUGACAAAGAUCAGGAUUCAUAUGAAGGGAACUGUGCUGUUUCUUAUUAUGGAGCAUACUGGUACAACUCUUGCUACUCGUCCAACCCAAAUGGCCUCUACACAUGGGGGGCAGAUUCUCAACUCGGACUGAACUGGAGGGCUUGGAAAAGUUUCGUCUCUGUGAAGAGUUUCUCCAUGAUGAUCAGACCAGUAAAUCUGACCUGAUCUUCAAGACGUGACAACACACCUGCUGUUGUAAAGGAGUUUGUCCUGUUGUUCCAGAAUGACAUGCUUUGAGUUCUUGAACUAGAGAAUCCUUUUGAAUGUGAUUUCUUGAUUCAUUUAAGCUUGUACCAUUGCAAACGCAUGGCAUCCUAAAGCAAUUCAAACUCUCUGAGACAUGUUUAGCUUACAGAAGGAUGCAAUAAAAGUUUGGACCCUUGCCAUUCAUGGGAUUAUAAAGAAAAAAUAAAUAAAUAAAAGAAAAUAUAAACAUAAGAAAAAAGUACAUAUGGACAAAUACAUAUGCACACAUACCUUUAUACAGUUGUACAGUGUACAGUUAUAUGCAAAGUGUGAAUAGCUCUGGUCAAAUUACACAUUUUGUUGAUUUUAUUAAUGUAAUAUUUAUUAACAUAUAUAUAUGUAACACAAACUCACACUCACACACAGGCUGAGAUUGUUGAGGUUGUGUACUGUGUUUAAGCAGGUGGUAGAGGGCAGUGAGGAGGUUUCUCUUACCUUUUUUCCUUCUGUGUUGUCUGCACUGACGUAAGAGAGCUUCCGUCGCACAUAGAACAGCAUGUCAUCCUGUCGUGGAGCCCAUUUCUCCAUAAAGUAUGUAGAGAACAUCCACGUCCAGAACACAAUCCUGUCAUCCUUAAAGCAUCCUGGAAAAAAUAAAAUCUGUGGUAAAAACACCAGUCACUGCUUUGAACAGGUGCAGAAGAAAGAAAUCCUAAUAUUGUAUUCUGCUUGUUUGUUUUUCAAUACCACAGGCAAGAACCCAACAUUACCAUUACACUGUGUUUAAUAGUUUUAAAUAAAACUAUAAAACUA